UUUUGCCAGGGUAAUUCUGAUGUUAAAGAAAUCAAGGAAGAACUCUCCAUUCAAGAUGAAGAGAGGCUGCUAAGUAAGCACUAGUCAGGGCACAGGUACCCCAAGGGCACAGUAACAGGAAAAGGUGUAAAACCAUGAAUCAGAGUUCCUUUCCUUUUUUCCUGGUCCACUCCUCUGUUCAUGCCCUCCUUAUUAUGGGAAUGCAGGCCCUGGAACAUGCUACCAAAGAGAUUCUUAUUUACUCAAGUUUAUUUGUCACUAGAAAUAGAGUUGAGUGUUUAGCUGAUAAGUUACUUUUUUGAUGUAUAGGUAGAUCUAUGGAUGACAUUUUGAAGAGAAUGUUGUUAAAAUGAUGCAAAGAGAAUAACAGCUGGCUCAUUCUGUAAAUACAAGGCAUAUACCACACCACAGCUUGCCAAUCUCACCCCAACAUAUCCCACCCUUCCCAUUUUUAGUGGUUUAAUGAUGAUCAUACAAGAUUUAGCCCAGAGAGCACUUUGCUUGAUGUUGGUUUGGUCUGAUGAACUGAAAACCAUGAAAUUGGUGUUGUUUGUUGAAGUGGUGUUAAAUGCAGCACCAUGCAUUAAGUCUAGUGGCCAACAAUACUUUUUUCCUUCACAGACUGCGUAGAAAGUCUGAAAGUGAUUCUGGUUGUUGUAUUCUGUCAGUUAUAGAGUGGUCCUGCUUUUCUUUGCAGACAGAGGUACUCGAAAGGCCCAUCCCAAAGCUAAACAGUUUGGUGGUUCUAAAAGAGUUGAAGGACUAAAGAGCAGUAUAAAGGAUCAUAAUUCAACACAAAAGGACAUAAAGAAAAAAGCUAUUGUAACUGAUGAUUUAGCAUUGUUUGCAAGAUUAGAUGAACUAGAAAAAACAGAAACUGCCAAUGCUGAACUUGAUCAAUUUUUGGAUGAAGAGAAGACUGAAAUCAAGACUGACAGUGAAUAUAGGAAAAAAGAAGAUGAUGUGAGGUGGGUGCCGUCAUUGAUGACACUAAGUGAUGAUAACAACAAGAAGAAAGUCACAUGGGGAGAUGAUGAUGAUAAGAAAGAUGCUGAUGGAAAUGUUGGUGAUUCUGAUGAUGAUAGUGAUGAUGAUGAUGAAGAUGGACGAAGAACUAUUGCUGUCAAGUUUAGCCAUUCAUCAACGUUGUCACAUGGACAGGUUCUUGAUGACAAGGUAAAGUAAACAGGGCAGAGCUGCAAAUAACAUCUGGUUAUUGGACAAUGUCCAACUUAGGCCCCAUCCACACGUAUCUGCAACUUUUUUAAAAUAAUGGAGAUUUUAAAAAUGAUGCAUGUAAAGCAUUUUUAAAAUGAUGCAUUAUUCGUGACUGUUUUCACCGAAUGUGUGUUGACAUAAAAAAAAGAUCACUGCGACACAAUCUGUGGGUAAAAAAUGGAUUGUUACAUUGAUGCAAAAUGUUAUGUACAAAGUUUCAGUAGCUCCAAGUUCUCUAUAGUGAAACUUUAUUGCCAGUUGCCUAUUUGACUAAUUUUCAGUUGUAAGGGAAUAACUUUAUGUAGUUAUGUUAAUCAGUUUGGUUUGCUUAAUAUCUUGAUUUUUCCCAUAGACAACCACCUCCUGUAAGCGACCACUUUAUCGUGCACAUAGGGUGGUCUCUUAUGAGAGAGUUGACUGUACUCCCAUAUUCCUGGGUGUACAUAGUUUAGUGAUAAGUUUACAAAUGGCAAUGGAACAAAAUAUUCUCAAAAAAGCUCUGUGAGCUAACUUCCCGCUCCACAACCCUACACCAUCCGGUUCUUUACAACUUUGAAACAGCUCACCAUUUGAUUUAAACCAAUCUGAAACAUUUGAAAAUUUCUCUAAUCAAGUUCAACUAUUACUUUAUUCUCACAGACACAGUAUUUGCUUGAUGCAGUGUUUUACUUAACCUGAGAAAACAGCCGACAUUUUGUGAGGCCACCACUAGUUUCCCCUGAAAUUAUAUCUGAGAAACGAUUGCAGAAAUUCCAUACUGAUGACGCGUCACUACCAAGAGCUGGGUAGUGCUUCUCAUUGGUUGAAGUAAAUUUUCAAGCAAUCAGAAUCACCACCCAGAUCUGGGUAUUCACACGUCAUCAGUAUGGAAUUUCUGCAGUUGUUUCUCACGCAUCUUUUUUUUUUUGUGUGGAAACCAGUGGUGCCAUUGCAAAAUGUCAGCUGUUUUCUCAGGCUUUGUUUUACUGUAGUCAAUUUGUUUGUUUAUUUGUUUGUUUGUUUUUUUGCAGAGCUUAGAUCAGAAUUUAAAGGAACGAUCUGUGGUUACUCCUGCAGAUCUCUACUCCCAGUUCACACCCAAACAGGAGUUGAAAUCCAUCCUUAGAAAGCCUUCCAGUGAAGGAAAAAAGAAACAAGCAUCAAAAGAUCAAGUUGCUUUAACUGCGGAGGUGCAGGCUGGUACAAUAAAAGAAAAAACAGAAAAGGAUUUUGAUCUUCAAAAGGUAAUAUGUUAGUUCCUGUUAGUUUACAGAAUGUUUGACAUAUACAGUGUUUGAGAAAUACAGCAGCCACAAAUAGGCAUUUAGGGGUGCUGUCUUACUAAUAGGAAAUCAUCCUUUAUUAUGACAGUGAAUGUUUAUUCCUGACCUUGGACUAGAGACUAGAAUGUAGAAUAUUUUCCAAGGACUGUAGACUGUUCACAGAACCCGAUUUUUCUGCAAGAUUGUCGAGAUCAAGCGUUUUGCGUUAUGGGCAGCCAUCUUGGAUGAGUGUCAAAUCUACUUAGAUGACAGCAGACGGUUUUUCGCACCUCCCUACCCCACUGCUAUAAACUCCAAUGCCCACCCCUUUGAUACAAAAAAAACCAAGAUCGUCGCCCGUACCAGUAAGCCUCCGAUCCUGACUAUCUUACUAAGAAACGGGGGACUGUGGACAGUCUACAAGAACUGUUCCUGUUUCAUUAAUUGCUUGUGUAAGUAUGGGGCAAUACCUACACCUUUGGAUGUUUGGUAUCAAAUUUAAUGCUCUGUUCUUUUCAGUUUGACUCUUGUAUGCCAUGCUUCACCCUUCGACUGUUCAGACUACUAUCUUGCUUGGUUUUAUGAUGAAUAUGUUUCCAUGCUUAUACUGAGGACUGUGAAUUCAGUUCAAAGCAGACAACCUUGUUUUCUGAAAACCAGGCAACCAGUUAUUUGGUCAGAUCAUGUUUAUCGUUCAACUGCUAUGUCACACCGAGCAUAUUACCACUCAAAGCGUAUACAGAUAAAGAUUGAAAUGUCCAUUCCAGAAAGAAAUAUGCUAUUCAUCCGCUUGUUGAUUGUGCAUUCCUGCGUAGCCUGAUUCUUGAGGCCGCUUGGUGUUACCUUGUACCAAAUGAAAAUUCAGGCAAAUUCUCCCCAAUCGUUCUUUCCUUGAGAGUAUAUCCCAGAUUAUAUGGAGAAAACCUGCCCUAAUUAGAAGGGUAAAUCGCCUACCCACGCUAGCCUGAGCGGUUGCCCGUUAUUUCAGUACAAGUCGUUUUGAUUCAGUUUAUUCAUUUGAGGUGUAAAUAGUUCCAUGUACUUGGCAGAACGAAGAUAUUCACCCAAAAUGUUUUUCUUAUUUACUCGCAAACUGUACUUAAAGUGAACAAAAUUUUUGUGCAAUUUCACAGCUUGAAAUUGUAUCGAAACGACUUUUGUAUGAAAACUUGGCGAACCAUUUACUGGAGGAACAAAAAGUUGGCUCAGCUAAAAAGGUGACCUGCCUUGCUGGGUGACCCUUUUUUAUGGUUUGCACCAGAUCGUAGUGGGACCAACUUUUCUUCAAAUACAAACACUUUGGCUUACCAAGGCAGGUCAACCGGGUAAAGGCAAGAAAACCAAAGCAUGCGCAAGUGCCGCUGCUGUCUGCCCUUCACUUUGGCAAAGAGGUCAACUUUUUUCUCAUAUUAACGCUCGCUAAAGUUGACUCGGCUGGGAAGGUGACCGUCCUUCCCGGAACUACUUUUCUCCACAUAAAGAGGCCUUAUCGGUAGUCUAACCCCAACAGCAACUGUUUGUUCAAUUCAGAAUUCCAAAGGGAAAGAGUAUUUCAUAUUUCACUCAUCAUUCCUUAACUAUUACUUUCAUAGGCAUUUACAGGAACCAUAUUUGAAAAGCCAUCUGUACAAAGUGAACAGCAUGAUUCCAGUGCAUCCCAGGUUAUUACAUCAGAUUUACCUGAUUUUUAUUUGUUUUAAACACGAGAUUGUCUCGCCAACCUUGUGCGAGAUUUGUCUUGAACAUAGAAGUUGGGGCAAAUUUGAGUGCAAGAAUAUUCGUUUACCUGCACUUAUAACAAUAAAAUUUAUGUCAGUUUGAUUUGAUGAACUUAAACGCCAACUUACAUGAAUUUUAUUGCCAUGAUUUUUAAAAACUUGAAACUUGUGUACAUUAGGAGGGAAAUGUAUUGAUGCAAUGUUCCUGUUAUUAUUCUCACAACAGUUGGUUACGUUGCGUUCGAUUCGCAAAUCCGGGGGGGUCAAUUUAAUAAUAAAACUUUUAAAAGCGUAAUUUACAAGUGUAGCUAUUGUUCUAGAGUCUGAAAUCAAUAGCUACGCUUGUAAGUUACACUUGUAAAAGUUUUAUUGAAUUUACCCUGGAUUUCCUUAUCGUUCCCGAAAAACCGAUUUCAUGACAAGAUCUUUCUGUUAUAAUUGAAAUCCGUGUCGCAGAAGGAUAUCCUUUCUACAAUCCCUUUUUUGGACGGAUGGAAAAUCCUGAGUCUUUAAUUUAACACUUCAGUUUUUCAUGUGUUGGCGAUGUAAAGUACUAUGUUGCUCUUAGCCAGUGAAUACAGCCGUUUCUCCUUGCUCCUCGCCGCUAAGGACGUUUCGCCAGCGAGAUGGAACGUCUGCGACUCAGCGACAGAAAUUCCAUGUGAUGACGUAAAAUCUGUCCGAAAUCUCGUCAGGAACUCUGAUUGGUCGACGUAGUAGUUGAUUUACGUCGUCAGUAUGGAAUUUCUGUCGCUGAGUUGCAGACGUUCCAGGAGAAACGCCUAUAUUCGUAGGCUACGUUGCUCUGAUCUCACUUUUACCCUUUAUUCUUUCGUCACUAUUAUAAUGCCGCCCUUGUUGCUUGUUGUUUUUACAGAUGAACAAAGCACAACCUGGGAAAAAAACUUCACGAUUUAAAGCGGCGAGACAGAAACAACAAUAA
This is a messenger RNA of Porites evermanni, 5120 nucleotides long. The record is from the annotation of a GenBank genome assembly. Lineage: Eukaryota; Metazoa; Cnidaria; Anthozoa; Scleractinia; Poritidae.